AUGGAUUCAGAUGACGAUCCCGAGUAUCGUCCCGCAAGCAGUGAAUCCGACGCUCAGCCUCCUCAACCUCCGUCCCUACCGUCGUCUCGACUCGGGGAGAGUAUACGCAAGCGCCGUCUCAAGACAGCAGAACCAUCCCCUACAGUAUCGCUACCUAAGCGACAAAAGGGAGUCUUCAACCCCCAGUAUCUCAACAUUCUUAACGAGGAAAUUGGCGAUGCCGCAGCGGGUAUCAUCCGAGACGAACCUCUGGACCUAGGGCCGGCCCAGAUCGGCAUCGUGUCGUGGACUCCUUCCGAGAAGCACGUCUUCUUCUCGGCUCUGGCGCGAUUAGGGCGUGAUGACAUUGCUAGCAUCGCGGCGAGGGUCGGCACUAAGAGCCCUCUCGAAGUCCAGCAGUACUUGGUGCUGCUUGAUGAGGCAGAGCGUACUCGCCGCGAGCAUGACGGUAAGAGACAGCGGGCGUUACGCCCUGUCGAUGUACCUUCCGCGACAGAACUCAGUACGGAAUUGUGUGCGGCCUUGGAGCAGGCGGCGGAUGGUAUCGCGCUACGAUGCGAGAGGCACGAGAUAGCGCUAGAGCAGAAGCGCUGGCAGGGUCGGUGGCUAAUUACGGCGCAACUAGCACGGCUGCUCGAAAGCCAGCAGCGUGCCAACAGCAGCCGUAGCAAUAACAACGGCAAUAGUGCGACGGCAGAGACAAAAGACCUUCCUCCAUUUGCAGAGCUUUUCAUCCUGCGCAACUGGCUACGGCUCUCAGAGCGCGUCUUCAUGAACUCAUCCGUGGUCCCGGACGGUAACUGGCGCGGCGUAUCGGAGGAGCCGCCCUCAAUCCGAGCCACGGCGCUCGCGGAUUUUCACUCGUUAGCGUUAAGCGUUACACGACGGCUCGUGAGCGCAACACUCUACGUAGCGAGCUCCCGGGUGCGCGCAAAGCGUGCUGGAGACCGCCGCAACCGUACAGGGGGCCUCGUUAAGAUCAAAGACGUACAGGCCGCCGUAGCAUCAAUCGGCAUGCCGGAGAGCAGCCGUCAAUUCUGGGCACGAGCCGCACGCAGGCUACGGCUUGAUGUAUACGAUGACGAGCAGGACGAUGAAAGUGAAGACGUAUUAGGGAUGACAGAUCAGGAGUAUUUAUCUAGCAAUGAAGGAAACGACAAUGAAGAUAUAGAUACCGAAGUCGAAAACAUAUCUGAAAGUGACGGAAGCGGACGGGAGGAAGAAGAACCCAAUGCCCCCUCCGAAACAGACUAUAAUAGAACAGACACCUCAUCCAUCUCCGAGUCCCCCCCAAUGCCCUACGAUAAAGUCGAGACCGCCCUAGGCUUCCCCCCCAUCUCCCAUCCAACGCAAGAAUUCCCCACCGACCUCCCUGAAAUAUCCUCCAAUUCCUCCGAGCCCUCGUUCUCAGACUCAGACUCAGCUCCCGACUCCGACUCCGACUCCGACACCCAUGCCCACGCCGAUUCUGAUAUCCCCAUGAAAGACCCCUCGGAAGAAGAAGACUCCCCAGCUCUAGCCCAAGACCUCCAAGAAGCCCUCACCUACACGGCAACCUACGACCACACCACAACCGCACGCUCGCGCGACGCGCUGCGCGCCCGCAUCCGCAUGGAGCACGAACUAUGGGCGGAUGCAGAGCAUGCAGACGCGCAGGCCGCGGGUAAGGAGGAGGCGCGGUUGUGGAGGGUGGUGUAUGAUGGGAGGGGCAGGGUGAAAGUAGAGGAAGAAGACGAGCAGGAGGGUGGAGAUGAGAAGAAAGGGGAAGGGGGGCCGGAGACGGGAAGGCGGUCGGGUUUGGUGGAUCUAGGCGCGAAUUGGAGGGAUCAUAUUGAGUAUUAUAGCGAGUGGGAGGUUACGAGAGGGAAGAUAACGGUUGCGGGGGAUUCGAAUGCUAGAGGCUAA
Messenger RNA from Daldinia childiae, 1905 nucleotides. RefSeq lists its product as uncharacterized. The coding region runs from base 1 to 1905 and encodes 634 amino acids. Gene Ontology annotation, biological process: nucleolar large rRNA transcription by RNA polymerase I; transcription initiation at RNA polymerase I promoter. The record is from RefSeq and is a predicted model, not a curated record. Gene Ontology annotation, cellular component: RNA polymerase I upstream activating factor complex. NCBI's taxonomy places the organism in Eukaryota, Fungi, Ascomycota, Sordariomycetes, Xylariales, Hypoxylaceae. The transcript has a single exon. Gene Ontology annotation, molecular function: rDNA binding; RNA polymerase I general transcription initiation factor activity.